Molecule: messenger RNA, 1624 nt
Organism: Callorhinchus milii (elephant shark)
Lineage: Eukaryota; Metazoa; Chordata; Chondrichthyes; Chimaeriformes; Callorhinchidae
Product: diacylglycerol O-acyltransferase 2
Exons: 9
Coding region: 144-1118 (324 amino acids)
Biological process (GO): triglyceride biosynthetic process
Cellular component (GO): endoplasmic reticulum membrane
Molecular function (GO): diacylglycerol O-acyltransferase activity
Source: RefSeq, a predicted model, not a curated record
UUGGGUCCAGGGUCAAAGUGCCUGGUUCUCAAACAGCACAACCCAGGACUCGAGCCCAGGCAGAGAGAGAGUUGGAGCUGUGAUCGGUGGGAAGGAGCCAGGAAGGACAGACACUGACUGUCAGCCGGGAAGUCCUGGCCAGGAUGAGCUCCUCGUUGCUGAAGCGGCUGAAUAUGCUGCAAAUCGUGUUAACCUUCCUGGUGUUGGGCCCGCUGUGUACGCUGCUAACACUGUACCUGUUGCUCACACCGCUCUGGCCUCUGACUGCACUGUAUGGAGUCUGGAUGGUGUUUGACUGGAGAACCCCAGAGAGAGGUGGAAGGAAGUCAGACUGGGUGAGGAGAUGGCGAACAUGGGAAUUUCUGAGAGAUUAUUUCCCCAUUACGCUGGUGAAGACGGCGGAGUUGCCGAGGGACAGGAAUUACGUGCUGGGAUACCACCCUCACGGGAUUCUGGCCACUGGAGCCUUCUGUAACUUCGGCACCGAGGCCACCGGCUUCUCACGGCUUUUCCCGGGAAUCACUCCCCGCCUGGUCGUGCUGCAGGGACUCUUCCGCCUGCCGCUGUUCCGGGAAUACGUCAUGAGUGUCGGGGUUUGCUCUGUCAAUAAGCGCAGUGUGACUCACCUCUUGGCUCGGAGUGGGGUGGGCAAUGCCGUGGUGAUCGUGGUGGGGGGGGCGGCUGAGGCGCUGACCAGGACUGGAGUCCACGCCAUCAUCCUUAAACACCGCAAGGGCUUUGUCAGGCUGGCCCUCGAACAUGGAGCUGACCUGGUGCCUGUGUACUGUUUUGGGGAGAAUUCCCUGUAUGAGCAGGUGGUCCUGGCUGAUGGCGGGUGGGCUCAGUGGCUACAGAAAGGCUUCCAGCAGUUGAUCGGCUUCGCUCCGUGUCUGAUCCGUGGCCAGGGUCUCUUCACCCGAGGCUGGGGUCUCCUGCCCAACCCCCAGCCCCUCACCACCUUCGUGGGAGCUCCUAUCCCUGUGACACAGACCCACUGCCCCAGUCAGGCUGAUGUUGACCACUAUCACAGUCUGUAUGUGGCGGCUGUUACUGAGCUCUUCAACCAACAUAAAGAAGCCUGUGGUCUCCCCACCAGCGCCCAGCUCCUCAUCAUGUAAUACUGUGUACACACUCCAUAUGAUACUGUGUACACACUCCAUAUGAUGCUGUGUACACACCUCAUAUACACGGUACUACACACACUGUAUAUAAACCUCAUAUACAUACAGUGUUAAUCUCUCCUCCCAGUGCCCAGCUCAUCAUAUAAUACUGUGUACACACUCCAUAUGAUACUCUGUACAUAAUUCAUAUAAUACUGUGUACACACUCCAUAUGAUACUGUGUACACAAUCCAUAUAAUACUGUGUACACACUCCAUAGAAUGCUGUGUACACACCUCAUAUACUGUACGUACACACACUCUCUAUAAACCUCAUAUACAUUCAGUGUGGUCUCCCAGCGCCCAGCUCCUCAUCAUAUAAUACUGUGUACACGUCCUCAUCAUAUAAUACUGCGUACAUGUCAUUUGUAUUGUGUACACACUCCAUAUACACACCUAAUAUACACCACACGCACGUUGGGCAAGUUUCCUUACUCCACACACACACAAACACACACUCUGUUU